Cynoglossus semilaevis (tongue sole) is the source of this 518-nucleotide messenger RNA. RefSeq names its product protein S100-P-like. The transcript has 2 exons. The record is from RefSeq and is a predicted model, not a curated record. Bases 205 to 483 code for a protein of 92 amino acids. Gene Ontology annotation, cellular component: extracellular exosome; cytoplasm. Gene Ontology annotation, molecular function: transition metal ion binding; calcium-dependent protein binding; calcium ion binding. Lineage: Eukaryota; Metazoa; Chordata; Actinopteri; Pleuronectiformes; Cynoglossidae. Gene Ontology annotation, biological process: endothelial cell migration.
UGUUUGCAUUGGGUCUGAGUAAACAUACUUCUGCAAAUGCACUUGAAGCCGCAGCCCUUGUCCAACACUACUUGUUUGGCUUGUUUUUCCUGACCUUUGGCAGGCUUGACGAGUGUAUAAAAUGACGCUCUCUCACUACUCGCUCAUCGACCGCUGCACUCAAAGCCAUUCAAGACUUCGUCAAACAGCUCUCAAGCAGCAGCCAUGACCCAGCUAGAGUCAGCGAUGGGCCUUUUGAUGAAAGUUUUCGAUACAUAUGCAAGUGGUGAGGGGAAAAGAGACACUCUAACCAGAAGUGAGACUAAAGCUCUCCUGCAGAAGGAGCUUCCUACUCUAAUGAAGGCUGCGAAAAACCCAGAGGAGCUGGAGAAACUUCUGAACGGCUUAGACUUUAAUGGAGACUCCGAGGUUGACUUCUCUGAAUUUGUGACGAUGAUCUCUGUUUUGACCAGCGUCUUGUAUGGCGGAACUCCUAAGAAGUGAGCUUGUGGAACGUGCCCGUGGGUGAAGCUGUUCUG